Molecule: messenger RNA, 2001 nt
Organism: Lingula anatina
Lineage: Eukaryota; Metazoa; Brachiopoda; Lingulata; Lingulida; Lingulidae
Source: RefSeq, a predicted model, not a curated record
ACCAGGGCAUCAACAACAGAAUGAAAAUCCUCUAGCAUUUGGACACGUAAUCCCUCUAUGUAAGUCUUAUACUAAAUGACUGCCGAGGAUGGGAAUAUGGACUCUGUACAUCACAAUGUGCAUUUUACUGGUAAAAUUCUCUCAAUGUGUACAUAAUUUAAAAUCCGAUGAUAUUUUGCAUGCAGUGGAAACAUCCUGUGUCGUCGCCGCUGUGACCAAAGUCCCCUCAACAUCUAAAAUCUUGGAAGAAUUACAGGGCAUUUUUAAAGAGGAAAACGUGACAUUUGGAUCAUUGGAUAUUCAAGGAUUCGCGUGGCCUUUUAAUAGGAAAAUUAAGUGGGCGAAUAAAAGACCUAACAACAACACGCAUUUUAUUGCAUUUCGGAAGAGAAAAAACGAUCGUACAUGUCUACUGCCCGCUCCUGCGAAUAUGUGGACACCAGAGGCAGAAGUUUACAGCGGGCAUGUGACACUGUCAUCCGUGGUGCAAUUUGUCAAUAAUGUCUGCGAUUCUUUCAGAACUGACUCAGGGCAUGUGUCAGUGGAGGGAUUACACAGGUUAGACAUUCUUCAAAAUCUCUUUCACGUGGUGCAUUCCUCAGAAAAUAUUGCCAGUAUGUCCUCUUUGUUCAACAGUCAGCCAAACCCAUUACUGUUGAGAUAUCAGAGCUGGCUGUCCAAGGUCCAGGGUAGUGAUCAGCAUGACACACAGCGUGGUGAUGAUAAAAAUUAUGACUGUGUUGCUAGCCAGAUAGACACAUGUGCAUCUUCCAGUGGGACAGCAGCCAGACAUAAACAUUUAGCAGUUUGUGAUAGAAUCCACAUGCCCACUAAAGAGGAAUUCUUUCAUGAGUAUGUCAAGCGUUCCAAACCUGUUAUAAUUAGGGGCACUAUGAAGGAUUGGGCUGCGCUCUCGAAGUGGACGACUGAUUAUUUUAAGGAAAGGUAUUUGCAUGAAGAAGUGCAUGUCAAACUGACUCCAAAUGGUGACUUUGAAGGUGUGGAAAAGGCAGAAUUAUGGGAAGAUCACAAAACAUUCACCAUACCAACAGAUGUUAAAAAGCAAUUACACUUCCCAGAUUUGGUGGUUGUAAGACCUGCCACACUGAAUGUAAAUUUUUCAAUUUUUUUAGAGAUGCUAAGUAAUGAUAAAAAUCAUGGGAAGCACCGCAACUAUUCUGCCUAUCUUGAAUACACUUCUAUUCCCCAGUAUUUCCCUAGCCUUGAGCAGGAUAUAAAAGAACCAGGGUUUGUCAAAGGCUUACUGAAAAGAAGACACCUAAAUAUCUGGCUAAGUGAUGGUUACACUCUGGGACGGUUGCAUUUUGAUCCAUUUGACAACUUACUGUUCCAGUUAAGUGGCCAGAAGGAAGUGACCUUGUUUGAUCCCCAUGACAACACAAACCUCUACGAGGCCCACAUUCCAGAAGCUUUGCUGAAGUUUAAUAAAACCACAAAGCAGUUUCUGAGAAAGGGCCUUUUGGACAGCACCUCAAUGGUUAUGUCACCAGUAGACAUCCGUAAUCCAGACUUUCAGAGGUUUCCCAAGUUUGCAGGUGCUUACCCUAUGAACUGCACUAUAAAUGAGGGAGAAGCUCUGUUCAUGCCUGCAUACUGGUGGCAUGAAGUCAUGUCAUCUCCUGGACAACAGGAUCACAGGAAUUUGGCAGUUAACUUAUGGUAUGAACCAUUUUUCACCAAAGAGUUUCCUUGUGCAGAGUGUUCUCUGGAUGUGAAUCCCUUUUAUCACCACUUACUGUGAAACAAGAAUUUAAGCUGGUGGCGGUUGUCCUUCAUUGAUCAGCAGUCAUAUGUUUGUAACAAGUUGAACCAAGAAUUUUUGGUUUUGUAUUUCUGUUUUGUUUUUACUUUAAUGUAUGAUGCUAAGGAAGUAUUUAUAAUUGUCCAUUAUAACCAAAGAAUCCCUUUUAAGUUUUAUACAGUAACAACUUUUAAAUGUAUGCACUCAAUGUGCAUCUUAAUAUUGUAUCAGGAAUUUUG